UGUCGUCGUGAGGGUGAUAUGCGUCUUGUACCCUGCAAAACACGCCUUAAAAAGCUUUAGUUUGGUGUGGCAUUUAGGGAUGGGCACUUGGCAGGGUGUGGUGAGUUUUCGGGGGUCGCGAUGUGAUCGGUCGGGUGGCGGCUAAUUAGCCAAAAUGCGGGACACGAGCCGGUUGAAUUCAUCGGGUUUGCCGACUGCCUGGAGUCCUGCUGGAGCGCCAUCAAGCUGCUCUUGCAUCCUUAAAGUCUCCUUAAAGAAGGCGCCCCAUCCUCUAAGUUUCACCAGUGAGUCUGAAAAAUUUCACCGGGUCAAAGAUUCACCACCUCACGCCAUCAUGAAGAUGCUGCUGCUGCAUGGCGGCCGCUCUGGUUUUCAGACUGCACGACGGAGGGCCUGAGCUGCUGCGACAGGUCCUCCUGGAGCGAGGAUGGGAGGAACACCAUGCCGGCCGACGGGGGCAGGAAGACUGGAACCUCUACUGGCGGGGAGCUGACUUUCCCAUUUCGGAAUAUCGUAACCUGAUGCCGUGGCAGCGCCUCAACCACCAUCCCCAAUCUGUUGGUGUCACGCGAAAGGACCGCCUGGAGCGCAACCUGAGGAGAAUGAGGGCGACCUUCGGAUCGUCGCUGUAUGAUUUCAGUCCGGCCGCCUUCAUCCUCCCCAACGACUUCACUCGCUUCCUGGCCGAGUACUACAAGCCGCGUCUACAAGGAACGCCGCCGCUCUUCUGGAUCUGUAAGCCGGUGGGCCUCUCUAGAGGCAGGGGGAUCUUCAUCUUCGAGAAGGUGCGGGACCUCCUGUACGACUGCGCCGUGAUCGUGCAGAAGUACAUCAGCGAGCCUCUGCUGAUCUCGGGCUACAAGUUUGACUUGAGGAUCUACGUGUGCGUGAAGAGCUUCCACCCGCUCAUCGUGUACAUCCACCAGGAGGGGCUGGUGCGCUUUGCUACAGAGAAGUACUCCCAGUCUUCGCUGCAGAACCCCUACAUCCAUCUCACCAACGCCAGCAUCAACAAGCUGGGACCCUUCUACCAUGCCACCAAGGAUGGCGUGGGCCGAGGCUGCAAGUGGACCCUGAGCAAGUUCCGCCACUUCCUCCACAGCCAAAACAUCAACGAGCUUCUCCUCUGGCAGAGGAUCAGCAACAUCGUCACCCUCACCCUGCUCACUAUCGCCCCCUCCGGCCCCGCCUGCCACAACUGCGUGGAGCUGCUGGGCUUCGACAUCCUACUGGACGUCACCUUCAAACCUUGGCUGCUGGAGGUCAACCACAACCCCGCACUGAACCCCGACUGCCCGGCCGACCUGGCUGUGAAGAAGAAACUUAUCGGAGACCUGAUAGACCUUAUGAGUUACACCUGCACGGACCACCUGAGGGGAGGGGCCCUGCUCCCAAAGGUGUCUUCACACACACUCCCGCGGAUUCAAACCCGGCCCGAGAAAAGCAUCCAGAACAAGAGCAGCUGUCAUAGACAUCAUCGUUGCCUCCCCCCAGUCCACUUGGACAGGACAUCCCGACUCAUUAGCGCCACGAGCGAGACCCUACACCCGAUAAUGGGCCCACACUCGAGGACCAUCAGGAGCGUGUCUGAGGUUACACACAGCCAAUCCGAGGACGAGCUCUCAGACGUUCCGUCAACAUUACCUGAUACCUCAUGGCGGGGGCAGGGUUUGCGGUGCCCUGAUGUGACCUGGCGACUCCCAGACAUCACACACAGUGUCACAGUGCCCUCUACUGGUCAAGCUGCAAAUAUAUCUGCAAAUGCAAACAGCCUCCAUCUCCUCUCAGCCAACGCUCGCCAAGAAGACAGUUUUGUCUCAAGAUUCAAAGUUGUCCAAACACCCCUUCAAGGACACGCCCCUCCUCCACCGCUCCGAGUGGGAGACUUCAUUCGGACCUUCCCGUUUAACAUGGCCACCCUGAAGGCCUCGCGCCGCCAGCUGGACCUGAAGGCGGUGAUGAGGGAAAUCCGCAAGCUGACCCGUCAGCUGGAUGCCAGUCAGUCGACCACGAUGGGACCCGACAUCAGCGACAAACAGGAAGACUUGGAUUCGCUCCUCUGGGGGCCAAAAGACCCCCCGCUGCUACGUCACUGCUUCAAGGCUUGACUGGACCGGCUCACAGGAACAACGAGAACAGCUAACAAGAAAACAAAAAAAUGUGUACAAGCAUAAAGUCAAAAUAUUGAGGGGAAAAAAUAAGAUCAUUUGAGUAACAUAAAGUUGGAAUAUUAAAGAAAAAAUUACAUUUUUUAAAGUCGGAUAUAUGAAAAGAACAUAGUCGUAAAUUUAGGUUCUGGAAAAAGUUAUGUAACGGGAAUAAAGUCAUGAAUACAAGAACAAAAUUUACAAGAAGAACGUUGAAAUAAAAAAUAAAAAACACACCAGCAGAAAUGGAAAAAAAACGUAUCUCGUAAUUUUCCGAGAAUAAAAUCAAUAUAGAAGACAAUAAAGUCGUCUUCUAACAAGAAAAGCUUUACGAGGAUAAACUCAGAAUAUUAUGAGGAAAAAUGUCAUUUUAGAAGU
This is a messenger RNA of Dunckerocampus dactyliophorus (ringed pipefish), 2525 nucleotides long. It is a transcript of the gene ttll2, whose product is annotated as tubulin tyrosine ligase-like family, member 2. Gene Ontology annotation, biological process: protein polyglutamylation; microtubule cytoskeleton organization. Bases 354 to 2108 code for a protein of 584 amino acids. Gene Ontology annotation, molecular function: tubulin-glutamic acid ligase activity; tubulin binding. NCBI's taxonomy places the organism in Eukaryota, Metazoa, Chordata, Actinopteri, Syngnathiformes, Syngnathidae. The transcript is spliced from 5 exons. The record is from RefSeq and is a predicted model, not a curated record. Gene Ontology annotation, cellular component: cilium.